AUGCCGAAGAAGAAUCGGAUCCCCGACAAUUGGGACGAUGUGGCCAAAAUGGGUACACUAGUGGGCACCUCUCACUUCCUGCCGCUUCGGGUGCCUUUGGACGCUAAGUAUCUGCCUCAAUUCCACAAUAAAAGGGAGGAAAUUUGGACUCCGAAGGACUUUUUGGAGACCCAAGAGGCCCAAAACUUGAACGUCAAGAUGAUCAUCGACCUUACGAAUACCUUCAAAUAUUACGACGGAGAGCGUGAAUUUAAGGACUCGGGAGUGGAAUAUGUCAAGCUCAAGAUCGAGGGAUUCAACGGACCUCCGGAUGGUCGUGACGUGGACCAAUUUAUGAACAUUGUCGACGAAUUCGUUGCCAGGGAGUCAGAAGGGAAUAUUGCGAUGCAUUGCACUCACGGGCUUAACAGGACUGGAUAUCUCGUUGUCACGUAUAUGGUCGAGAGGCUGGGCUACACUGUCACAGACGCUCUGGAAGCUUUCAAGGUGGCUCGACCCCCAGGACUCAUCAAGCACAUGUACGUCGAGGAUCUGUACAAACGACUUGGAGAGGGAGAAGAAAGCGCACGAAGGGAAAAAGAAUAA
Molecule: messenger RNA, 585 nt
Organism: Phytophthora infestans T30-4
Lineage: Eukaryota; Oomycota; Peronosporomycetes; Peronosporales; Peronosporaceae
Exons: 2
Coding region: 1-585 (194 amino acids)
Biological process (GO): 7-methylguanosine mRNA capping; protein dephosphorylation
Molecular function (GO): mRNA guanylyltransferase activity; protein tyrosine/serine/threonine phosphatase activity
Source: RefSeq, a predicted model, not a curated record